Molecule: messenger RNA, 579 nt
Organism: Zychaea mexicana
Lineage: Eukaryota; Fungi; Mucoromycota; Mucoromycetes; Mucorales; Lichtheimiaceae
Product: HBS1 N-terminus-domain-containing protein
Exons: 4
Coding region: 208-531 (107 amino acids)
Source: RefSeq, a predicted model, not a curated record
CUGGUCUGCGCACAAACCUCCUUAGACGCUGCAAUAGAUCUGGUCUGCGCGAGAAGUGUGACCGCAGUAAAUCCCAUUGCAUAAAUAGGAUUCCUAAUUUCAGUGUAACAAUAAGCCGGGUUUAGAGCAAAUAGUCACGCACCCGAACGCUGCGCGACCACGAAAUCGAGCAUUAGGCUUCCGGGGUUUUACUUGUUCUGCACAACCAUGUCACGACACAGAGCUGUUCGCAACUUAGACAUCGAUGACGUUCUCGAAGAGGACGAUUAUGCGGACGAUUAUGACGAAAACGAGUUGGACGAAGGAGAUCUUUCUGCAGAAGAUCGGGCCAACUUGGCAGACGGGCUGGCACACGUACUGAGUGUUGUCGGCGAAGAUAUCCCGGUUUCAGAUAUGGAAAUCAAAGAGGCAUUGUGGUACUACUACUUUGAUCGAGAAGAAACCAUCAAUUGGGCUGUUGAAAAUUGCAGAGAGAAAGGCAGAGGAAGAAAAGCAAAAGAAAAAGGCGGCAAAGAAAGCGGCAAAAGGUAAAAAACAACAUAAUGGCACUAUGUCUUCUUUUUUCAGUAUACUGCAAGC